This is a messenger RNA of Xyrichtys novacula (pearly razorfish), 195 nucleotides long. Lineage: Eukaryota; Metazoa; Chordata; Actinopteri; Labriformes; Labridae. The record is from the annotation of a GenBank genome assembly.
AUGGCCGACCCUAGUCAGGGUGCUCCCCGUGGAAGGCCCGCUGACACCCAAGAACGUUCUUCUGGGCCAUACCCCUCCCAGUCCACUAAGUACCACUUGCCACAGCCUCUGCGGCGGACUGCCAACAACUUAUGGCUAAUGGCUAGGGCAAUAAAAGGGUCCAAGUCAUCAGAAAGAUCUACGGGUACCAGAUGA